AUGGCGAUGGCCACGAGGAAGGCGGACGCGGUGCCAGAUGCCGGUGCCAGAUGCCGGUGCCACCCGGUCAGAGCGCCCACAGCUCCCGGCGGAUGUCAGACAGGUGGUGACGAUGGCGAUGGUAGUGGCCGCAGUGAGGAAGGCGGACGCGGUGCCAGAUCCCAGUGCCACCAGUGCCCCCAGUCAGAGCAGCGGCAGCUCCCCGCGGAUGUUGGGCAGGUGGUGACAAUGGCAAUGGCGGUGGCCGCUGUGCCAGGUCCUGGUGCCCCCGGUCAGAGCGGCGGCAGCUCCCCGCGGAUAGCCACCAUGGUCUUGUCCCCACCCCUGUCCUCGUCCCUCUCCCCAUCAUUGUCCUUGUCCCCACCUGGUCCUUCUCCCCUCAUCCUUGUCCCCACCCCUGUCCAUGUCCCCAGCCUUGUCCUUGUCCCUCUCCCCAUCAUUGUCCUCGUCCCCAUCCCCAUGCCUAGAGACACCAUGACCUUGUCCCCCCCGUCCUUGUCCCCACCUUGCCACGACUGGGACUGGGACUGGUAUCAGGACCAGGAUAAGGACCAGGACCAGGCCUGGCACCAGGACGAAGGUGGUGACCGUCUCCAGGACCAGGACUGGGACCAGAACCAGAACCAGCCCUGGGACCAUGUCCAGGGCCAGAACCAGGACCAAGACUGGGACCACAGCCAGGACCAGGACCAGAACCAUGUCCAGAAGCAGGACCAGCCCUGGUAUGGGCUGUCCCAGUAUUCCCAGUAUAGGCUGGACCGCGGUCGCUGGUGUCCCCAGUCCCUGCUGACGCUGUGCCCCUCGUACAGGCUCCUCCAGUACUCCCAGUUCAGGCUGUCCCAGUGCCACCAUUGCUCCCAGUCCAGUUUGUACCAAUCCCGACGGCGGCCGCGGAGCCCGCGGGGCUGGGGCCUGCUGCUGGCCCUCUGGUACAUGGCCUUCUACAAACCCAUCAUCACCGAAGGCCACCUGAGGAGGAAGAACAUCGAGUUUGUCUUCAUCCACUUCAGCGCCUGGCAGUAUGCCGGCUGUGACAAGCUCUGGGCCGGUUUGGUCACCACCCUCUGCGACAGCGUCAGCCACCAUUUUGGGGCUCUGCCCCUCAGCGUCUACCACGUCAUGGGCACCCGGCCCCGCUUCGCCUCCGGCUUUAGCCAGAAGGAGUGGGUCCUCAAGAGGGACACCUGCCUCAAGCUCUGGGGGAUGCUCUUCAUCCUGGCUGCCGGCCUCAGCAUCCUGCUGGUGGCCCUCUUGGUGCCAGGCAUCAAGGACCACCACACCUUGAAGGUGGUAGGCAGUGCCGUCACCUCGCUCUCCGGUUCCAGUUUGGUGCUGGGAGCUUUCUCUGUCUUGAAGAACUUGUUGGUCAGCGAGAAGCAGAAGAUCGAACGGUUGACCAACAGCGAGAGGUUCACCAGCCAGCUGGGCUUCAUGAGCAAGGUGCGCAGGGAGGUGGAGGUGCUCGUCGACUUCUUGGCCUUCAUGGAGAUCUUUGAGCGCCGACGGCUCCGCGUGGUGCUGGAGAUCACCAGCCUGGACGUCUGCUACCCGGAGAAGGUGGCUGGUGUCCUCAACGCCAUGAGCACCUUGCUCUCCGAGGCCAACACGCCCUUCAUCUUCAUCCUGGCUGUGGACCCCAGCGUCAUCAUCCCCUGCCUGGAGCAGACGGGCUGCAUGAAGGGUCUUGCCGACAACGGUUACCUGUACCUCAAUCGGACGGUGACGCUGCCCUUCUCCAUCCCGGAGAUGGGCGCCCGCUCCCGCCUCCGGUGCCUGGAAGCCGCCGUCCAGACGCGGGAGGACCUCCUGUACCGCAUCCUCACC
Molecule: messenger RNA, 1824 nt
Organism: Opisthocomus hoazin
Lineage: Eukaryota; Metazoa; Chordata; Aves; Opisthocomiformes; Opisthocomidae
Source: RefSeq, a predicted model, not a curated record